UCAGAGCGGCAGGGACAUAGUCAGUCAGGGCUAUAUGGAAGGUAGAGGACACAGCGGUGCUACUAAACAGCCAGUCACCAACCAGAAACAGGGCAAAAUGUCACAGAACAAACUUACACAGGAACAGGUUGAAGAAUACCGAAAGGCCUUCGCCAUGUUUGAUCCCAAAGGCCAAGGUUAUAUAACAACAGAUGGGCUGAAAAAAGUUCUCAAAAAAUUGGGAAAGAAUUUAACGAAAACGGACUUGAAAAAAAUCAUCAAGAAGGUCGAUACGGACGGUAACGGUAAGAUUGACAUGUCGGAGUUCAUGGCAAUGAUGUCGAUGGCGAAUAAGCGAGGCGAAGACGAGAGUCACAUACGGGAGUCCUUCCGGGUUUUUGACCUGGACGGUAAUGGUUACAUCUCCAAGGCUGAGUUACGUCAGGUGAUGGGGAACCUGGGGGAGAAGCUGACGGACGAGGAGGUACAGGACAUGAUCCGGGAGGCAGACGCUGACGGCGACGGUCAGAUUAACUACGAGGAAUUUGUGAACAUGAUGUUUGGAAAAUGAAAGAUGCACCGACUCCUAGAACGGAUGCUCAUGGGACCGGAGCAUGGCAAAUUCCCGUACAUUUUGGAACUUUUCAUUGCAUUGUUAAAACCGUAUCAAGCCUUUUUAUAAGGUUAAUCAUCGUUAUUCAUUAUAACACACGGAUCUCAACACCCUCCAUACAUGUAUAGGAUUUGAGGCACGGUGCAAUCUUGUUUGUGUAAUAUAAAAUUAUAUUCUCACUUUCUUUCCGUUUUCCCCGAAUUUCCGUACAACUGAGAAUGUAAGCGAGGGACGUUAACCAUGAGUCUUUUUAUGUUAAUAAGUAUAGAUAUUAAUACAUUGAGGUACAUGGCGUACACUCAGGAUGCGGGCCAUCUGUGCUCGAUCUGUAUGUUUACUGACCAAGUGUCAUUAACAGCGAUCUGUAUUAGCUCACAAAAGUAAAAUUUGAAAUAAUCGUGAAUAAUAAACAGAAAGAGUGUGUGUAUCAUGUUAUAUUUAAGACCAAUGAACAUAUAGGCCUACAAACGAUGUAGUCUUGUAUGACAUCGUAUAAAUGUAUCAUAUGGUUGACAAAUAAAAUGCCAACCAUAUUUGCUGUAGUUAUGAUUUUAUUAUCUCAAAGCUCUUGUCACUCAAAACACA
Liolophura sinensis is the source of this 1177-nucleotide messenger RNA. RefSeq names its product calmodulin-A-like. The transcript has 6 exons. The record is from RefSeq and is a predicted model, not a curated record. NCBI's taxonomy places the organism in Eukaryota, Metazoa, Mollusca, Polyplacophora, Chitonida, Chitonidae. Gene Ontology annotation, cellular component: myosin II complex. Gene Ontology annotation, molecular function: calcium ion binding; protein binding. The coding region runs from base 35 to 550 and encodes 171 amino acids.